This is a messenger RNA of Protopolystoma xenopodis, 1557 nucleotides long. NCBI's taxonomy places the organism in Eukaryota, Metazoa, Platyhelminthes, Monogenea, Polystomatidea, Polystomatidae. The record is from the annotation of a GenBank genome assembly.
AUGACCGAUGUCUGCGUGCAGGCUCGUCGUGUUGCUAACAACCAAAGGACUAGAGGCCCAACUCCUGCUGUGCUAACUGGUAGCGGGUUUCACGCCGUAACAACACAAGCCGGUCAAAGCCAUGCGUCAGCCCAGUCCCCAUUGGUCACUUCGCAGUUAACUCAGCCUAUAUCAACUCCUGCAUCAAGUCCGACUCCGGGACUGAGUCCAGGCUCGAACCCGGAUCCAAUUGCUGGCAUGAGCCCGAAUGUGCAGCAUGCACGCGGUCCGCAACAGAUUCUGCCCGUGACAGCAGCUGUCUCCACACUUCCACUGCCAUACUCGCAGUUCACACCAGCCAAAGGACAGAAACGGUCACGCAGAGAAUCGUUUUUCAGACGUCAGAACGAAAAAAGCCUUCCGGCCGAUGCUAGUAUGUACAAUAAGGAAGAAGAGGAGCGGGAUGAAGAUGGGGAGGAGAAAGAAGGAGAGAGACCGGAACAGGUUAGGUAUUGGGAGCAGUCAACUACAGAGUUUAACAAGAUGCCCAACAUGCGAUUCAGCGAAAAAGCGCCUCAACGAGUGUGUCCUGUGGAAGCUGAUGAGGAUGAAUAUGAGGGUGAUGGGGAGGAGGAAGGAGAAGGGGAAGGAGAGGAGGGGGCGGAGGGAGAUGAUGAAGAAGAAGAGGUCGAGGAGGAGGAUGAUAACGAUGCCGUAAGUGGCGGAGAUGAGGGAGAAAGACUGACAAAAGAAGCGAAUGACCAGGAAGAGAGAGCAUCUGAUGACAGUGAAUUGGAGAUUGAAACAGUGACCGAACCGAUCCGGAGACCAGUAGCCGUCUGUCACCUACUCAAUCUUGUUCGCGGUCAAUCGUCGACAGGCUCACAGGAAGCCAGGCUUUCAGACAAACAUGACACAUGCAACACCAGCCUCGACAGGCUUGGCAGUACCUCAACAACACCCUCCAUCUCUACCCCGAUUGGCUUGACCACUGGACUGCUGGCCACUUCACUGUCCAGACUGAUAACUUCGCCUCUGAAGCCUACUGGAGCUGCCUAUUCUAUACCCUUCAGUCUUUCUUCAGUCCUUCCGUCCGCCACACCACCCUCCUUUUCAUUUGCCUCCACGUCCUCGGCUUUCGCAUCGUCCCCCUCUUUGGUUCAUUCCCUUUCCCUAUCCUCUGCCGAUCAUUCUCCUUCAUCCCAUCCUCCGCCACCUUCCUCUUUGUCGCCCUCUUCCUUUUCCUCUUCCUCUCCAACCUCGUCCUCAUCCUCGUCCUCAUCCUCAUCCUCAUCCUCGUCCUCGUCCUCGUCUUCGCCUUCUUCAUCCACCUCCUUUUUUUCCUCCUUCAAGAGAGUAUCAACAGCCAGUUUUGCCUGUGCCCCCUCUGCAACAAGUGGCUCGGACCCGAUCCUCCGGCAGCCUCCUGAAGCCUCGGGAGUGCAUGACCCAGCAUUUGGUUCGGCCAGACAGCUCAUCUGCCCUCCACUGACGGUGCAGGCGUCUGGGAGCAGCAAUCCGUCCUGUGGAGGUGGGCAGCCGAGGUUGUCACUCAACCGUGAAGAGGCAGUCGUCUGG